Messenger RNA from Mycotypha africana, 357 nucleotides. RefSeq lists its product as uncharacterized. The annotation marks the transcript as partial. NCBI's taxonomy places the organism in Eukaryota, Fungi, Mucoromycota, Mucoromycetes, Mucorales, Mycotyphaceae. The record is from RefSeq and is a predicted model, not a curated record. The transcript has a single exon.
GUGUCGCGAAAUAGCCCUGAGAUUCUUGAAGCACAUUACACGUGGACAUAUGAAUGGGCUAUUAAUUCGGAUAUGAAUUACGUCGAGAACUGUGUUAUUGUGGAUGGAGCUGGUUUCAAUAUCAACAUGAGAAGCCCUUUCGCUCGUUCAAUGAGAGGCACACCAGCAAUUGUUGAAACACCAACCACUCGCGCGAUCACUCACACUGUUUUAGAAGCCAUAACAACAAACGAUGUCAUUGCACUUGAGAUCAGAGAGCCUCUAAAGCCCAAAAAGAUGAAGAUUGCUGGAGGCCGAAAGAGAAAUGCUUCUGCAGGUAAAAAGAUGCCCAAUGAACUGUUACUGGGUACUAUAUGA